AGAAAAUAUACCAUGGGUAAAUGGCGGAAGACGAAACAUUUGUGACAUCAUUAGGGUUGGUAAUAACGCAACAUUCAUCACAACUGUCAUGCUGUAGUGAUUUUACCUGAGUGAUUUUACCUUUGUGAACAUGGAUAGUCAUAUGGACACUGAUGGUGGAAGGUCCCAUGGAAAUGUACCGAAAGGCGUAGACGUUCUGGAUAAUAAAACCAUUGAAAAAGUGGCCAGAAAAGUUGGGAAACGUUUGUUGGAUCUGGCAGAACAACUUCAAGCUAAAAUUGUCGUCAAAGAUGUAUCUGACUCCUUGGAUGACCCUAUCCCAAGUUUUGGUCAGGCUUUGCAGACGCUUGACGCAUGGAGGCAGACAUUCAACCGAUUGAACCUUGUGGAGACCUUAUGGAAAGCUGCCCUAGCGGUUGGUAUCGACCUUUCACAAGAACUUGAACCAUUGCAGCAAAACCCUCUCUGCCCGUGUGGUAACAAUGAAUCUCUGAAGUUCAGGCGUUACUUCGGUUACAGUCCAAAUGAACAGUAUCCACUUAUUGGCAUCUGCUGCGUCCCUUGUGGUCAGGAAUGGCUUGAAGAUAAAUACCUGUUCCAUCCAGAUCUUAAUAAUACACGUCCAAGUAUUGAGGUGUAUGGAACAACCCUCAAGAAACAGCUUAAAGUACCUGUAGAGAAGAGCCCGAUAUUUCCGGAAAAUGGUUUUCGGCAGGAAAUCGGACUGUCAGAUGUCUUGAAGGUAGGAGACCACAUCGCAUGGGAACGUCCAUACUACAUAUGGCAUCAUGCCAUAGUAUCGGCAGUUAAUAAAGUCAGUUCUGGGGUAAUCAGUGUGAUUCACUGGAAUAAGGUAAACUGGGGAUGCUGUUUAAAACAAAUAAUGGAAGAAGAGAUAUGUUUGGACGAUCAAAAGGGUACGCUACACCGCCACGAGUAUGGGGAGGAAAUGACCAAUGCUAACCCAACAGAGCUCGUCAUGGCUCGUGCCAAGUGCAGAGUAGGUGAUAACGGAUACAGUGUUGCAAACGACAACUGCGAAUCAUUUGCUUCUCAUUGUAAAAUAGGUGUGGCAGAGAGCUCACAGAAAAAAUGGUUUUGUGAAAAGGUAAAAGAAGUGGCAGAACAAUCAAUAAAGGCAAUUACAGGGCAUGUAUUGGUUCACAUUGGGGAUAUUGCUGGCAAUGUGGGAAACUUGGCUGAGUGGGAACUGGUAGAGCAGGUUGCGAAUGCACAUAGUGAAGUUGGUAUCUCGCUCGAAGAGUCUUUGGCUAGACUCUCACUGAACAAAACAGAAGCUUAUAUCAUUAUCGCCAUGGCAGGUUUCGCAUGCGUUUUGGACCUGAGUGAGUCUUAUAAACAGAGGAAACAAGAUAAGUUGUCCCUGAAAGACUUUGCCCAAAUCGUCACACUUAAAGUGUCUGCAGCGUUGGUCGGUGCCGGACUAGCUGUAUACUUGGGUCGUGGGGGUGUGGAAGGGCCUGCUGAUGGUUGGACGUUCCAAUUCCCGGGCUUAGGGAUGAGCAUAGGAGGGUUUAUUGGAUGGUUUGUUGGUGAUUCAAUUAGUAAAACUGCAGUCAAAUCAGCUGGUUCCUUCAUUGGGCCUCCAAUUGGUCGUGCGAUCGCCAGGGCAAUUGGUGGUACAGACGACAGAGACGUACGCAUCGUGGACCUGUACCCGGGAGACCAAAUUGUUGUGUUCGCAAAUCUCCUCCAUCCGAGACACCAUGCUAUAGUUGUCUCAUGCAAUCAAGAAAGCAAGAAAGUCAUGGUUAUCCACAGUACAUAUGAGAAAGGUAUAGUUGAGGAAGAGGUUGAUUUCCGUGAUCCCGUGUAUAGAGUAAUAUACAAUGACCAGGAUUGUUAUCCACCCGACAGAGUUAUCACAAGGGCUAGGUCCAAGAGUGUGCAUGGUGUUUAUGAGUACUCCUUGGUACUAAAUAACUGCAAGCACUUCGCCCAAUGGUGCAAACUGAAGAAGUAGGACCCUAAGAGUAACUACAAAUAUAUGGGUAAAAUCUCUUUUGAAGGAGUGGUGGCUCUGAAAAAA
This is a messenger RNA of Asterias rubens (European starfish), 2050 nucleotides long. RefSeq lists its product as uncharacterized. The transcript is spliced from 3 exons. The coding region runs from base 131 to 1984 and encodes 617 amino acids. Lineage: Eukaryota; Metazoa; Echinodermata; Asteroidea; Forcipulatida; Asteriidae. The record is from RefSeq and is a predicted model, not a curated record.